CACAUCGAUGCAUUGUCAUCUGCUUGGAUCUAAGGGGCUAGGGAGCGAGGGCAUGGGCGGGUCGCAGGCUGUGCAUGCCUGCCGAACACCAGGCAACGCCAGUCACUUCAAGCUUACUUGAUUGACACAUUUAGCGACAUACUUUGCUACACACAUCUGAGUCCAGAAAGAGCGGGAACGACAGCCGAAAAGCCCUUGCCCCACAACAGCUCGCGCCUUGCUUCUCAUGCUUGCUUCUUGCGCGAUGUAACAUCUGACGCAGGAUAUUCUUAUCAAUAGAUCAUAAUUGGGCCACCUAGCAGAGAUGAACGGCCCAAAGAACGCGUUUGCGCUGCUGAUGCGGGGAGCAAAGUCGCAGGAGGGCCUUACGGCCAGCACUCAACGGCCGCCUGCGAACCGGCCCUCCGCUGCGGCCGCGCCUUCGCGCCCGCCUGCUCGGGCGCAAGGAGGUCAGCUCCAUCUGGACCUUGGGCAGCGCGACUUCGCUGUGGCCACGUGCCCCACCUGCGGCAUGAUGUACGGCAAGGGGCUGGCGGAGGAGGAGCGGCUGCACGACAGCUUCCACAACGCCCAUGGUGCCGUGUUCAGAUUCCCGGGCUGGGCGGCGGAGCGCGUGUUGCUGCGGGGCGGGGGCGACAGCCGCAGCCGGCUGCUGUGCGUGCUGCCGACCGACCCGCCCGCGCACUGGCGCAAGGUGGUGGAGAUGUGUGGGCGACUGGACAAGGUGCUGGGGGUGCCGGAGGGACACCUGCUGGCGCCGCAGCCGCCCUGCAAGGUGUUUGUGUGGGUGUCGCAGGAGGCGCCGCCGUCCGGCAGCGGCGGGGCCGGCAGCAGGAGUGGCGGGGGCUGCGGCGGCGGCAAGGGCAGGUGCGGCCGGGUGGUGGGUGUGCUGGUGGCGCAGCUGCAGAGCCGCGCACAGCGCCGCCUGCUGGUGGCGGGCCCUGCUGCACAGCCCCAAGGGCAGCGGUCGCGGUCGCACCCGAAACAGCAGCACCCGCAACAGCAACACCCGCAACAGCAGCCACACGUCUCGGACGGGCGCAGCGGCAGUGCUACCAGGCCCCAGGCGUCCCAGUCCCAGUCGCGGUCACAGCAUCCGACGCAUCCGACGCCGGCGGUGCAGCAGCUGCCCCAGCCGCAGGCCAAAGGGCCGGACGCAGCCACGGCUGCGCCCUCAGCCGCGCAGCAACUGGAGCUGGAGCAGGAGCAGCAAGAGGCGGACAGUGAGGCGAGGUCGGGGGUUGCGGGCGGACAGCAGGCAGCCGAAGAAGGGCCGCACGCCGCGCGCGCCGCCAAGCGGGCGCGUGUUGGCGAAGCCAAAGCGGGGCCCACUGCUACUAGUGCUGGCUCUGGAAGCGCGGGCGGCGGACAGCAGGGUGUUGUGGGGUCAGCACAGGGCCACGCGCCACGGGCCGACACUUCUGCCGUGGCCGUACCGGAGGCGCGUGCUGGCUCGGCAGCAUCGGCACCAGCAUCGGCGGCUGUGGUGGCUCGCGCUGUGCUGGGUGUGCGGGGUGUGUGGGUGGAGCCAGGCUCCCGACGGCGCGGCAUCGCGCGGCGCAUGCUGGAUGCAGCCAGGGCCUGCGUGGUGCCUGGCUUCCUGGCGGCGCGGACCCAGGUGGCGUUCAGUGCCGGUGCCGCAGCGGCGGCGGCGGGCGAGCCAGACGGCGGCGCGGCCUUUGUGGCUCUGGCUGCAUCGUACGGCAGGGCUGCUGGCGGCGCCGGCACGGACACGGGGACUGCCACUGCUGAUGCUGUCAAGGUUCUGAGUACGGGCCACGCCGGGGAGGCGUGGGCGCUGCUGUAUGACGACGCUUGAGGGUGCGACUUAUUGACUCCUUACUGCCGUGUAGCGUUACAAACCGCCACGGCCCCAAACGACAAUCCCA
Messenger RNA from Chlamydomonas reinhardtii, 1889 nucleotides. RefSeq lists its product as uncharacterized. The record is from RefSeq and is a predicted model, not a curated record. NCBI's taxonomy places the organism in Eukaryota, Viridiplantae, Chlorophyta, Chlorophyceae, Chlamydomonadales, Chlamydomonadaceae. Gene Ontology annotation, molecular function: protein-lysine-acetyltransferase activity. The coding region runs from base 305 to 1819 and encodes 504 amino acids. Gene Ontology annotation, biological process: mitotic sister chromatid cohesion. Gene Ontology annotation, cellular component: chromatin; nucleus. The transcript has 7 exons.